Molecule: messenger RNA, 264 nt
Organism: Penicillium psychrosexuale
Lineage: Eukaryota; Fungi; Ascomycota; Eurotiomycetes; Eurotiales; Aspergillaceae
Exons: 2
Coding region: 1-264 (87 amino acids)
Source: RefSeq, a predicted model, not a curated record
AUGCCCCCAAAUCAGUCGACCCCGAUCCCCUCUGAUAUCACGCAAUGGAAAAAAGCAGCCAAGAGAGCAGAGGCCACAUUGAGGACGAGCAUCCACACCAGAGACCCGUUCAAAUCAGGCUCUAAGAUAUUCGAAGAUGAGGAGAGGGCCUAUGACAAGAAUGAGGAGCUUGUGAAUGCUUCACUUGUCAUUUUCUUACAAGCAGUCUGCGCGAAGCACUCUGAUGUAGAUAGUGACUGGAAUCAGCGUGAUCUGGAUCAUUGA